Molecule: messenger RNA, 1668 nt
Organism: Cyclopterus lumpus (lumpfish)
Lineage: Eukaryota; Metazoa; Chordata; Actinopteri; Perciformes; Cyclopteridae
Gene: chrna2b
Product: cholinergic receptor, nicotinic, alpha 2b (neuronal)
Exons: 6
Coding region: 1-1668 (555 amino acids)
Biological process (GO): signal transduction; monoatomic ion transmembrane transport; chemical synaptic transmission
Cellular component (GO): synapse; neuron projection; postsynaptic membrane
Molecular function (GO): transmembrane signaling receptor activity; acetylcholine-gated monoatomic cation-selective channel activity
Source: RefSeq, a predicted model, not a curated record
AUGGGACGCGAGCACCUGUUCUCCGCGUGGACGGCUGCGCUCUACCUGCUGCUCUUGUGUGCGUCAGGUCUUUGUUACGAGAAGACCCACUCGCACGCCGAGGAUGAGCUCUUCAAGACGCUGUUCGCUGGUUACAACAAGUGGUCGAGACCCGUGCCCAACAUCUCCGACGUCGUCAUCGUCAAGUUCGGACUGUCCAUCGCACAACUCAUUGAUGUGGAUGAGAAGAACCAAAUGAUGACAACCAACGUGUGGCUUAAACAGGAGUGGAAUGACUACAAACUACGCUGGAAACCAUCUGACUAUGACAAUGUGACGUCCAUAAGAGUGCCGUCAGAGCUCAUAUGGGUCCCAGACAUCGUCCUCUACAACAACGCUGACGGAGAGUUUGCCGUGACCCACAUGACGAAAGCUCACCUCUUCCACACGGGUAAAGUCCGCUGGGUCCCGCCGGCCAUUUACAAGAGCUCCUGCAGCAUCGACGUCACCUUCUUCCCCUUCGAUCAACAGAACUGCAAAAUGAAAUUUGGCUCCUGGACGUACGACAAGGCCAAGAUCGACCUGGAGCGCACUGAGAACACAGUGGACCUGAACAACUACUGGGAGAGCGGCGAGUGGGCCAUCAUCAACGCCGUGGGCACGUACAACACCAAGAAAUACGACUGCUGCCACGAGAUCUACCCGGACAUCACCUACUUCUUCAUCAUUCGAAGGCUCCCCUUGUUUUACACCAUCAACCUCAUCAUCCCCUGUCUGCUGAUCUCCUGCCUCACAGUCCUGGUUUUCUACCUGCCCUCCGACUGCGGCGAGAAGAUCACCCUGUGCAUCUCCGUGCUGCUGUCCCUCACCGUCUUCCUCCUCCUCAUCACCGAGAUCAUACCGUCCACGUCGCUCGUCAUCCCGCUCAUCGGCGAGUACCUCCUCUUCACCAUGAUCUUCGUCACCCUCUCCAUCGUCAUCACCGUCUUCGUGCUCAACGUGCACCACCGCUCUCCCAGCACUCACAAGAUGCCCCGCUGGGUCCACUCCGUGUUCCUGAACCUGAUCCCACGCUGGCUGUUCAUGCGGCGGCCCGCGCCAGACGGCCGCCGUCGCAAGCUGCUGCUGAUGCAGCAGGAGGCGGCGCUGGUGCGCCGGCAUGGACGGAUCGCCGGUUACAAACCCGGCAACUGCCUCAGCACCUCGGCGACCUGGUUUGGAGACGGCGCCACGUCGGAGGACCACGACAGGAGCUCUUAUGAGGAUUUGGAGUUGGGAACGCUGACGUCGUAUUUCUCCUUUCGCCCUCCUUCGCCCAGACCUCCAGGGACGACCCCUCCACCACAUCAGAAAAACCCACAGAACAGCCAGAACCAACAGGAGGGGCCCGCGGCGACAAAGAGACUUUUAACAGGGGCCAGAGUCAACCCCACUCAGAGGCCCACGAAAGCUGUUCACACGGUGUCAGACCCAACAUUCCUGCUUUCACCGAGUGUUAUACGCGCGCUGGAAGGCGUGCACUACAUUGCAGACCAUCUGAGGGCUGAGGAUGCCGACUUCAGCGUGAAAGAGGAUUGGAAGUAUGUCGCCAUGGUGAUUGACCGCAUCUUCCUGUGGAUGUUCAUUAUUGUGUGCCUGCUCGGGACCAUCGGCCUCUUCCUUCCCCCGUGGCUAGCUGGCAUGAUCUAG